Molecule: messenger RNA, 1082 nt
Organism: Pseudomyrmex gracilis
Lineage: Eukaryota; Metazoa; Arthropoda; Insecta; Hymenoptera; Formicidae
Product: alpha-ketoglutarate-dependent dioxygenase alkB homolog 6
Exons: 5
Coding region: 343-1032 (229 amino acids)
Source: RefSeq, a predicted model, not a curated record
GUGUGUAGCUAUGACGAUAUUUUCUUACCGCAACGUUCUGAUGUCCGUUUUGUAUAGAAAUCUAUAAUUUGUCAUUAUCCUAUGACACUUAAAAAAAAAAAAAGAUAUUUACGAUCACGUAUACUCACGAGACCGACUGAGAUACGUUUAUUGAUAUUGAGGUUGUUUACUUUAAUUUUCUCAAUUCAUAUAAAAUAUUUCUUUAAUUCUACGCACGCGCACGUAACACGCACGUCUUCCCGCUGUCAUACGAUGUUUACAAAUGGUCACAAGAGAUUUACAAGUGUCAUCGACAUUUAUCAAGUUGUAAAAUUGUUAGAUUGACAUAUUACAAUUAUUAUAAUGACCGAGGGACAGUCCUUGUUGUUGCACAACGCAGUUGUUUCACAGAUACCUGAUACCGCGUGUUACAUACCGAAUUUUAUUACUGAAGAAGAAGAAAAGCAGAUUAUAAAGCACGUAAAUAAUGUACCGCAACCAAAAUGGACACAACUGAGUCACCGCAGAUUGCAAAAUUGGGGUGGUAUACCCCAUCCCAAAGGGAUGAUAGCAGAAGAAAUUCCUACUUGGCUACAAAAAUAUAUUGAUAAAGUUAAAGCUUUGAAUGCCUUUGAAACUGGAGUGUUACCCAAUCAUGUUUUAAUUAAUGAAUAUUUACCUGGACAAGGAAUAAUGGCACAUUCAGAUGGCCCGCUCUUUUAUCCUGUUGUAACUACUAUAAGUUGCGGUUCUCACACAUUUCUUGAUUUUUAUAAAAAACUUGACUCCACUGAGCAACAACAAUCUAAAUUCGAAUUUAGUUUGUUACUAGAACCUAGAAGCCUAUUAGUCUUGCAAAAGGAUUUAUAUCACAACUAUUUGCACUCCAUAGCAGAAAGAGAUGUGGAUGAUGUAACAGAAUCUACGAUAAAAAAUUUGCAUAUGUGUGCGAACAAAUUUGUAGAAGGGCAAACGAUAAAACGCGAUGUCAGAUUAUCCUUGACUAUUAGACACGUACCAAAAACUAGCAAAUUAAAGUUAAAAAUCUUUUAACACAUGUGUACAUUACUUGAAAGAAAGAGUUAUAAGAUUGUGUGAAAAAA